CGACGGCGUCCACGACCAACGAGGCCGACGGCGACCAUGAAGCACCGACUGGCCGUCGCUUCGUUGCUGCUGCUCUCUGGAGGGACGCUCGGUCAGGUCAUGGAGUCGGGCCACCCCAAGCCGGUGACCAGCAGCUGGAGCGAGGCCUUUGAGCAUUGCGAAGAGUACAACCAGAUACGCUUCGGGAAUUGCGAUCCGUUGACGCAGAUCUGCAUCUUCUUCGAUCGACACGUGGCAGCUAAACCAUCAACGGACGGCACUUGGAAUAUCUACGAGAGUGGGCGCCAGGCGCCAUGUGCACAUCCGGACUGGAAGUGUGAAAGGGGCGCUUGCCUGGCAGGGCCGAGUCCCAAUGACGACCCUUGGUGUUUUUGAGUGGUGGCACUGGUGGGAGGGUUCGCGGCGCCGGUUGCGGAGGAAGAGGGGGAGACGAUUUGC
Purpureocillium takamizusanense is the source of this 438-nucleotide messenger RNA. RefSeq lists its product as uncharacterized. The record is from RefSeq and is a predicted model, not a curated record. The coding region runs from base 37 to 375 and encodes 112 amino acids. NCBI's taxonomy places the organism in Eukaryota, Fungi, Ascomycota, Sordariomycetes, Hypocreales, Ophiocordycipitaceae. The transcript has 3 exons.